CAGUGCCCCAAAGAACGAUGUCAUGAUCAACCACUGGGCAUGGCCGAGCUCCGGCGGUGUCGACGGAAACCCGCCGGAAUCAGUACCCUACCAAUGGAUUCCCCACCCUGGUCUCCAGCUCCCCGACCACCAGGAGCAUGAGAUGUCAGUCUUCUCGCCGUACGGCCAGCACAUGGUGGAACUCUCGGGCGGCAUUGACAACCACUACCACCACCAACAGCAGCAGCAAGAGCACGGUCACCUGGCGGUGGGCGGAGGGUGGGGGACAGCGGAGGAGGUUGCGUUGGGCGGCUUUCCGGCGAGGAUAGGGCUGGAUUUAGGGGGUAGGACGUACUUUUCGGCGGAGGACAGGUGGGGAGUGCGGGGGCCGGUGGUGGCGGUAGGCGGUCUUGGUGGUGGUGGAGUGAGCGCAGCGGCGAGCGUGCCGAGGUGCCAGGCGGAAGGGUGUAGGGCUGACCUGAGGGCGGCGAAGCAUUACCACAGAAGGCACAAGGUGUGCGAGCUGCACUCGAAGGCGGCCACCGUGGUGGUAGCCGGCGGCAUCACACAGCGCUUCUGCCAACAAUGCAGUAGGUUUCAUGCCUUAUCUGAGUUUGAUGAGGGAAAAAGAAGUUGCAGAAAGAGACUCGCCGACCAUAACAGAAGGAGAAGAAAAAGCCAACCUGCUACCUCCUCCUCCACUACCACCAGCACCACAUCCCCGCAACCUGAUUCUCUCUCUACCAACUUUUCCGCCAUGGAAGAAGCUCCUCAUCAAAGUGAUAGCAGUGGACAAAACCAUCGGCCAAUGAAAGUGUUGGCGGCGGAGAAUGCGAUCCCUUGGCUGAGAUCAACACCUUCAGUUUCUGAAUUCUGCAUGAAGAGGAGGUCAGAAGAAGAGGAUGCAGUGGAUUCAGGCGCUGAUGCUGAGGUGUUGUCUUGUGUUCAGACCUUCUUGCCGCUGCAUUCUUCUCCCCAGUGGCUUCAUGUCUCCCGUGCGAAUAAUAUAGGCGACAAUGUCGCCCUCUAACUUUGAUUCGUUGCCUGAAUUCUAUGUAUGGGAGAAUUGAAUUCAAGUAGUAAUAAUCUUUGUAGAUGUAUACCUAUCUGUAUGUAAUAUCUGGAGUCGUUUCCUCCUGCUGUUUUUACUCUGUUGCUGCCUUUUAGUUGAGCUAGUGAUCAGUUAAAUCUUCUUAUCAUGUGUUUUAGAGAAGGAUGCCAUAUUUGUGUGCUGCACGUGUUCUGCGUACACAAGCUCCUUAUUGUUCUAAUAUUUGUCAAUUUCCAGAACUCUUCAUCUCAAUGGGGUCUUUGUGGCCAUAAA
This is a messenger RNA of Nymphaea colorata (pocket water lily), 1303 nucleotides long. Its product is annotated as squamosa promoter-binding-like protein 10. The record is from RefSeq and is a predicted model, not a curated record. Gene Ontology annotation, cellular component: nucleus. NCBI's taxonomy places the organism in Eukaryota, Viridiplantae, Streptophyta, Magnoliopsida, Nymphaeales, Nymphaeaceae. Bases 23 to 1009 code for a protein of 328 amino acids. Gene Ontology annotation, molecular function: DNA binding. The transcript is spliced from 3 exons.